AUGAUCGGCAGCAAUGAACCCGGAGCCACGGGAGCGUAUCACCCCGCACCCCUGACUGUUCUCACCCUCAAUUGCAGAGGCCUAAAUAUACCUGAACGGAGAACCCACAUGUUGCUAGAGAUGAGGAAAAGACACAUAUCAAUCGCACUACUACAGGAAACACAUUUCCGAAAGGACGCUGCACCCAAACUACAGAAUAAAUACUACCCGAUCAACCACUUUUGCGAUCAUCCUACGACCCGGAGGGCCAGUGUUGCCACUUUAAUCGCUGGAGACCUAGAAUUCCAACUGCUGGACAGAUUAUGGGACGACCAGGGCCGCUUCCUAUUCCUGAAAGGGACAAUUGCGGGUAUGCUCUACACACUCGCUAAUAUCUACACACCCAAUAAAAGACAAGCUCAGUUCCUUAGGGUUACGCUAGACAAACUGAAAGGCUUCUCCGAGGGCACACUAAUCCUCGGGGGGACCUCAACGCACCCUUGA
This is a messenger RNA of Pelobates cultripes (western spadefoot toad), 483 nucleotides long. Lineage: Eukaryota; Metazoa; Chordata; Amphibia; Anura; Pelobatidae. The record is from the annotation of a GenBank genome assembly.